Stegodyphus dumicola is the source of this 1095-nucleotide messenger RNA. Its product is annotated as A disintegrin and metalloproteinase with thrombospondin motifs like. The record is from RefSeq and is a predicted model, not a curated record. Lineage: Eukaryota; Metazoa; Arthropoda; Arachnida; Araneae; Eresidae. Gene Ontology annotation, molecular function: metalloendopeptidase activity. Gene Ontology annotation, biological process: membrane protein ectodomain proteolysis.
ACUCUCUCUUUCCCAAUCACUCUCGCUCUUCCUCUAGUCAUCGCAUCUUCAUCCGAUCCAGGAACAGCUGUCUCCGCUAGCAUCAACUACAUAUAUCAAAACGCACUCUGUAUAGUUGAGGCAGCAAAGUUACUCCCAAUGACGAUGAGGUCGGCACCGUUCACAUACUGGAUAUUUUUCUUGGCAUAUAUAAUGACGUUUACAAGUGCCAAGUAUAAGCAGCCUCACAUACCGCUUCAUCAACGGAUGGAUCCUUCGCUUUUGAAAGAAACCUUCCAUGUUGACUCGUACGACCAAGUUCCACCUUAUGAAGUGGUACACCUAAGAUCGGUGUCCAAGCGCAGUGCAGAUGCUGAAUCCAAUGGAGAAAUAAAACACGUUCACCUUCAGGCUUUCGGUCGCGAUAUGCAGUUGAAUCUACAUCGCAACGACGAGUUUGACGAUCGUCUUAAAUCGAUGAAGAUGUAUCUAGCUGAGAGUACCAAUAAUGGCAUUCAGUACAAGGAAAUGCCUGAAGAGGAUGAUGAUCCAGGCACAACAUAUCAUGACCUGGAGCAGAUGGCAGCGGUCACUAUCAGGCAAGGCGCCGAUGGGAAAAUGCAGAUGGAAGGAACCAUUGGCAACGAUCUGGUUGUGAAACCUGUGCCAACGGCCAUUUUGAUCCCUGAAGAUGGAUUUGUUGACGAUGAAAUGUUCUUAGACGAAGACGAGAGCUAUGAACGCACACGGAACAGCAGUCACCAGCGGAACGUUGCAAACGCAUCCAGAUCAUGGCGACCUACUUCAACAACAAGAGCUGGUGCACAUGUCAUCUACAAAGGACAGAUGAUAUCUAAUGACUCGCACAGCGACUUCCUUCCUUUGGAUUCCGUUCGUGGUCAUUUCGGCUGGACUGGAGCCGAGAGUCGUUCAAGAUCCACCUAUGGAAGACGGAUGCGGAGGGCUUUGGUUCCAGCCUCCGUGUGGCCUGAAAUUUUGUUGCUGGUGGAUUACGGAAGCUUUGUCUUGCAUGGUCUGAGCAGCAGGCACAUCAAAAGAUACUUUGUGAGUUUCUGGAAUGGGGUGAGUAUAAGUCAUAACUAUGGCAAUCCGUGA